AUGGGCUGUGGAGUUUCGAAAUCUCAUUUUCAUAAAGUUAUUUCACCCAAAAAGGCUUCAGACUGCUCAGCACGUAAUGCAGUUCAUAAUCAAACAGACCACUCCGAAUCAACUGCUCUUAUCAACAAUUUACAAAAUACCAUAGAUCAAUCUGUUUUUACUGUUUCGAAUGAUCCACUGUCAGUUUCUGCGCAAGCAUCUCCCAAUGAAACAACAACUAAUCAUCUUUCACCACGAAUUAAUUCUGCUACUUCGAAUAAUCAUUCAGUAUUGGCUGACAGUAAUGGUCGAUAUCAGCAACAGAUCGAUUCGGCAACAUCUAACAGAAACACAUUAUCUUUUUUUAAUGAGAAUAAUCAAAGUGAUAUAACAAAUAUGUUGGAAAUUGAAACAUUAAUCAAUGUACUUCCCGCAGUCGAUAGUGAUUAUGUUGAAAUUAUUAAUGCUGAUCCUGAAGGUUUUAAUGACUUAUUCUUAAAACAACGUCAAGAUGCUAUCGAUAAUUCUUCGUAUCGAAGAACUAUUGAAUCCUGGCAUCCAGAAUCUCUUCACCAAUUAGUUGAAUUUAUUCGAGAUAUAUCAAAAGACAAACUAUUACUUGAUCGUCAUUGGAUGAUUUUUUAUUGGAUUGCUUGUAAUAUCGAAUAUGACGCUGUUUCCUUCCUGAAUAAUAAUAUUCAAGAUCAAUCAGCAGAAUCAGUUUUUCGUACAAGAAAGGGUGUAUGUGCUGGAUUUAGUCGUUUAUAUAAAUCUUUAUGUGAUCAAUUAGCUUUGAAAUGUGAAGAAAUAAGUGGAUAUGCAAAAGGUUAUGGAUUUGCUGUUCGUGAAGAAACUGCAUUUUUAAAGACGGAUCAUGCAUGGAAUGUGGUUGAAAUUGGAAGAUAUUGGUAUCCAUUGGAUGCUACAUGGGGUACUGGACAUUUAAAUGAGCAAGAUAUUUUUAAUCGAGAAUUAGAUACUUUCUAUUUUCUCACUCGUCCUGAUCAACUUAUCUAUAGUCAUUUGCCUGAAAAUGAUAAAUGGCAACUUUUACGGCAACCGAUCAAAAUGACACAAUAUACGCAAAUGCCAACAGUUCAUCCAGCUUAUUUUAUAUUUAAUUUAGAAAUAGUUAGUCCACGCCAUCAAGCUCAUGCUACACUUGUUCAUGGUAAAUCGCACGCAUUAAUACUUAUACGAGCUCCAUCUGAUAUCGAUGUUUCAACCACCUUUGAGUUAUAUGAAAACGAAGUCGAUGGUGGUUCUCGUAUUAUAUUCGAUAAAAGUAAGCAAUUAUAUUGUUGUUACUUUUCUCCAGCUAGUAUUGGUAGACAUAAAAUAGAUAUUUUUGCGAAAAGAAUCGAACUAGAUACGAAGUCAGGCAAACAGGCACUCAGUUUUACAUUAAAUAUUGUUGAACUACCUUUAAAUCGUGUGAGUUAUCCAACAACAUCGAAAGAGUUUUAUGAUUUAAAUAUAAAGAUUAUUUCGCCACUCAACACUCAUUUAAUCAAAGUAUGUGAUGGAGCUACUUACGGAUCCAUUAUUAUUCGAGCACCUAGUGAUGUUGAAUUAAGUGGUGGUCUCGAUAACAGCAGCGGGGAAAGAGUUAUGAAUGGAUGCCAAGUUUAUUAUGACCAACGAAAAAGUUUAUGGAAAUGCAAAUUCGCACCUAAUCGAAAUGGUUUAUAUAAGGCAUACAUUUUUGGAAAGAAGAAAGCGAAUACUGGUAAUUAUUCGCAUUUAGUAUCAUUCAAAACUGAAGCAUCACAAAUUCCAGCUACGCCAUUAUCCUUCCCGAAAACUUGGCAAGUAUUUCAUGAUCUUAAUUUAGAGAUAGAAGUACCAAAGAAUUGUUCAACAGUAAUUUGGCCAACGGAUGCUUCAUAUGUGGAAAGUUUCAUCCAAACACCUGAUGAUGUCCAGCUUUCAUGUGCAAUUCAUUAUAAUGAUGUUGUAGUGGAAAAUGGAGCAUUAGCUGAAUUUGAUAGUGACAAGAGAUUAUGGCAAUUACUAUUUGCACCUCAAUGUAUUGGUCAACAUGAACUAAUAGUUUUCGCAAACCGUUAUAGUGAAUCAAACUCAAAAUGUGCUCUCAAAUUUGAUCUUAAUAUCACACAACUCAAACAACCAAUAAAGUUUCCUACGAUAUAUCCAAGUUUUCAAGUUAUCAAAGGCCGAAUUUAUGAACCUAUAAAUGGACUUAUUAAGAAGGAUACAACAAUAUCAAUUCAUUGUUUUAUUCCAGGUGCCAAAGAUGUUAAUUUGACAAUUGAUUCGAAAUGGGCAAACGGAGGAGGAUACGAGGAUCCCUUUUACAAAAGAACGGUAACUGUUGGUUCCAAAGAAGUAACUAUCUAUGCUAAAUACGGAGAAGACUUUAGCUAUCAAGCGCUUAUUAAAUAUAACGUUCAAUAA
This is a messenger RNA of Adineta steineri, 2397 nucleotides long. The record is from the annotation of a GenBank genome assembly. NCBI's taxonomy places the organism in Eukaryota, Metazoa, Rotifera, Eurotatoria, Adinetida, Adinetidae.